Messenger RNA from Poeciliopsis prolifica (blackstripe livebearer), 4298 nucleotides. It is a transcript of the gene xpot, whose product is annotated as exportin, tRNA (nuclear export receptor for tRNAs). Gene Ontology annotation, molecular function: tRNA binding; small GTPase binding. Gene Ontology annotation, cellular component: cytoplasm; nuclear pore; nuclear matrix. Gene Ontology annotation, biological process: tRNA re-export from nucleus; intracellular protein transport. The coding region runs from base 662 to 3646 and encodes 994 amino acids. The record is from RefSeq and is a predicted model, not a curated record. NCBI's taxonomy places the organism in Eukaryota, Metazoa, Chordata, Actinopteri, Cyprinodontiformes, Poeciliidae. The transcript has 24 exons.
UGUAUUUGUAUGUCUUUGGCUCAGUGCGCCGCCCAGUGGGCACAAUGAAUAUUACCCCCUCCCUGGCCUCCUGACCCGGAUAUAAACCCGUGGCGGACAUGCUGGCUGCGCCGUGUGAUUCCUGACGACAUGCGGACGGUUUCUGGAGGGUCCCGGUGAUUGUGUGGUAGACAGAGAGCCGCGGAGGAGUCAGAGUUCAGUACGGUGAGCAGAUCGGUUCCUCCGGGGAGGGAAUGAAGGGCCGGUCGGCCGGCGGAGUGAUCGCUUAGCGGGAUGUUAUUGACCGACUGCAGCGAACGGAACCGGGCCGAGACGCACAGAACUAAAUAACAUUCAGAAACUCCCAUCUCUGUCGGUUGGUACUGGUUCUGUCUGAACUGGUUUAAGCCCAUCUGACCGCCCUGGUUCCCCAGCAGCAGGUAAACCUGCUGUACAGCCUCAGUCAGCUCGCUGUGUUUGGGCAAAAGUUUUAGCUUUGAGCGGUGAUUCUGCGGCCCGAGAGGCUGUGGGGUGUUGAUCCAGAGAGGGGACCUUGAUCCAGCUGUCCGGCUCUGUCAGAACAUGGAGGCCGGUGUUUUCCUGACGCUAAGCCUGAUGUUCCACAGCUGUUCCACUGCAGCACCGAGGAACCGAGCCCACUGUGAGGAAAGUUAACCCCUGCAUGGCCUGCCAGUCUGUCUAUGCAGUCAUGGACGAGCAGGCACUGCUGGGGCUCAACCCCAACGCUGAUGCCCCCUACAGGCAGAGGGCUUUGGCUUACUUUGAGCAGCUGAAGGAGUCUCAGGAUGCCUGGGAGGUCUGCGCUGACGCGCUGGCUAAAGGUAUCUACAGCGACGACCACGUCAAGUUCUUCUGCUUCCAAGUCCUGGAGCAUCAGAUCAAGUUCAGACAUGCAGGUCUGAGCGCAGCUCAGCAGCAGCUCAUCAGAGAGACGCUGAUGAAGUGGCUGCAGACCCAGCUGAUGAAUGCUCAGCCGGAGAAGGCUUUCAUCAGGAACAAGGCGGCCCAGGUGUUCGCCCUCACCUUCGUCAUGGAGUACCUCACUCUGUGGCCCAAGUUCUUCUUUGAUAUCCUGAACCUGGUGGGUCUGAACCCGCACGGUGUCGACAUCUACCUGCGGACGCUGAUGGCCAUCGACGCUGAGGUCGUGGACCGAGACAUCGUGCACACGCCUGAGGAAACCCGCAGGAAUACGUUGAUCAAAGACUCCAUGAGGGAGCAGUGCAUUCCCAGUCUAGUGGAAUCCUGGUUCCAGAUCCUGACGGCGUACCAGCAGACCCACCCGGAGCUCACCUGUCAGUGUCUGGAGGUGGUGGGCGCCUACGUGUCCUGGAUCGACCUCAACCUCAUCGCCAAUGACCGGUUUGUGAACCUGCUGCUCAGUCAGAUGUCCAUGGAGGACCUGAGAGAAGAGGCCUGCGACUGCCUGUUUGAAAUCGUCAACAAGGGCAUGGACCCGGUGGACAAAACCAAGCUGGUGGAAUCGCUGUGCCAAGUUCUGCAGACAGCCGGGUUCUUCAACAUCGAGCAGGAGGAAGAUGUGGACUUCCUGGCCAAGUUUUCCCGGCUGGUGAACGGGAUGGGCCAGAGUUUGGUCCUGAGCUGGUCCAAGUUGGUAAAGUCUGGGAACGUGAAGGAGGCGACGGAGACGCUUCAUGCGGUGGAGGCCAAGGUGCCGCUGCUGCUGCAGUUGCUGGUGCAUGAAGACGACGACAUCUCGACCAACAUGGUGGGCUUCUGCUACGACUACCUGCACGUGCUCAAACAGGUGAGUCCCCCAGAGGAGGUGGGUCCGGAUCCUUCUGAAGCAGGUACUGAUUCCAUUCGCUCUCUGCAGCUUCCUCAGUUGACGGAGCAGCAGAAGGCGAACAUUGAGGCCGUCAUGCUGACUGUGAUGAAAAAGCUGACCUACGACGAUGAGUACAACUUUGAGAACGAGGGUGAAGAUGAGGCCAUGUUCGUAGAGUACAGGAAGCAGCUGAAAAUGCUGCUGGACCGCCUGGCUCAGGUUUCGCCGGAGCUGCUGCUGGAAGCCGUGCGCCGGGUCUUCACCAGCACCAUGCAGAGGUGGCAGACGGCGCCGUUCAUGGAGGUGGAGGUGGCCAUCCGGCUGCUCUACAUGCUGGGCGAGGCGUUGCCGGCGUCUCACGGCGCUCACUUCUCCGGUGACUCGGCGAAGACGAGCGCGCUGCAGGACAUGAUGAGGACGCUGGUUUCCUGCGGCGUCAGCGGCUACCAGCACUCCUCCGUGUCUCUGGAGUUUUUUGAAACGGUUGUCAGAUAUGAUAAAUUCUUUAUCGUAGAACCGCAGCACAUUCCCAAUGUUCUGAUGGCGUUCCUGGACCAGAGAGGACUGAGACACAGUAGCCCCAAGGUCCGGAGCAGAGUGGCCUACCUGUUCUCCAGGUUCAUCAAGACUCUGCAUAAACACAUGACGGCGUUCAUUGAGGACAUCCUGAACCGGAUCCAGGACCUGCUGGAGCUGGCUCCUCCUGAGAACGGCUUCCUGGCGCUGCUGACCAGUGACGACCAGCUCUUCAUGUUCGAGGCAGCCGGCGUUCUCAUCGUGAGCGGCGAGAGUCCGGUGGAGCGGAAGCAGGUUCUGAUGAGGAGUCUGCUGGCGCCGCUGAUGGACGCCUUCCGCCUGCUCCUCGCCAAGCUGCUGCAGGAGAGCGUGGAGGAGCGGCAGGCCGCGCUGGCCGACUGCCUGAGCCACGCCGUGGGAUUUGCCAGCCGGACCAGCAAGGCGUUCAGCAACAAGCAGACGGUGAAGCAAUGCGGCUGCACUGAGGUCUAUAGAGACUGCCUGCAUAGCUUCCUGCCGGCACUGAGCUGCCCCGUCCAGCGGGGGGCGCUGCGCAGCGCCGUGCGCUCCUUUCUGCAUCGCAUGAUCAUCUGCAUGGAGGAGGAGGUGCUGCCCUUCAUCCCGGCCGCCUCGGAGCACAUGCUGAAGGACUGCGAGGCCAAAGACCUGCAGGAGUUCAUCCCGCUCAUCAGCCAGAUCACGGCCAAGUUCAAGCGCCAGGUGUCGCCCUUCCUGCAGCAGAUCUUCAUGCCGCUGGUCCUGGCCAUCUUCGAGGUUCUGGGCCGACCCGCGGAGGAGAACGACCAGACGGCGGCGCUGGAGAAGCAGAUGCUGCGGCGGAGCUACUUCGCCUUCAUCCAGACGGUCGCCGGCAGCGGCAUGAACGAGGUGCUGGCCAAUCAGGGAGCAGAAAACAUUGAGCGGGUUCUGUUCACCAUCAUCCAGGGCGCCGUAGAGUUCCCGGACCCGAUCGCUCAGAAGACCUGCUUCAUCAUCCUGACCCGGCUGGUGGAGCUGUGGGGCGGGAAGGACGGCAUGGUGGGCUUCCCUGACUUCAUCUACAAACACAUUGUCCCAGCCUGCUUCCUGGCACCGCUCAAACUGACCUUUGACCUCUCUGACGCCCAGACCGUUCUGACGCUGUCGGAGUGCACGCUCACGCUGAAGAUGAUCCAUCUGAAACGGGAGUCAGAGUUCAUCCAGUUCCUGCAGCAUGAGUACCUGCCAUCCCUGCAGGUGACUCCAGAGAUCUCACAGGAGUUGUGCCAGGUCCUCCAGCAGCCCGAUGUCAAAGUCCUGAAGAACUACAUCAAGGUGUUCUUCCAGAGAGCCAAGCUGUGAUCCCGCCCGGACUCUGCUGGAGCUGGAGGUCGGAGCGCCGCUCUGACCGGACGACGAGCCGUCCCACAGAAUCGGCUCCGAGGUUCUAGACUCGGCUCGGAAGCUGGACAGCGCAGAACCCACUCCUCACCUCUGGAUCCUGAAGUGGGAACGGUCCCGCGAUCCGCUUGUUUUGAGUUUGCAGUGAAACAUUUCAGCCCGUCUCGGCCCGUCAGAACCGACGCCACGGCUGCUCACCCAGGUUCUGGGACGGUUUCUGAUCCACCACAGGAUCUGAGUGUAAAUAAAAAAGUUGUUAAAACUGUAAAUAAAGAUGCUAGCUUUAGUUUUUUUUAAAAAUAAUUUGUCACAUCUGGGAGCCUUGUACGGAAGCCCAUUAAUGCCAAGAUAAAGAUCCAGUUUAUAAGUGAAAGAAAAAAAGCUGGUGGUUGAACCUGACCUGAUUUAUCCUGGAAAUGUUUACAUGAAAAUAUUUUCUGUUACUAAUUUAGACUUCAGUGAAACUCUAAUAAUUGGUUGAGCUGCGAGGAGUUUUCAUUUCUGAUCUGUUUAUUUAUCAUGUUUCUGUUCUGGUCUCAUUGUCAUUGCUGAAUGUGUGACUCAGUAAAUUUCCUGCAGAUCUUAUUUCAUCAUAAAAGCAGCUUUAAAAAUA